This is a messenger RNA of Symbiodinium natans, 237 nucleotides long. NCBI's taxonomy places the organism in Eukaryota, Dinophyceae, Suessiales, Symbiodiniaceae. The record is from the annotation of a GenBank genome assembly.
AUGCCCGACACCGUCAGCUUCGAGAGCCCGAACAAGAACAAGGGCGAGUGGUCAGCCACCGACGAGUUGGAGGAACUGUACGAGCACGACGUUCCUUAUGUCAAUCGCGUCUGCAUCGACAAUAAGAUCAACGUCGGCAAGUGGUAUGAGGUCUUGCGAAAUCCCAUGGCGACUACCGUGGAGGACCUCUCUGAGCAGUUUGGUUGUAGAGGGGUGGAGGGUAUCGUGUACGUGUAG